Molecule: messenger RNA, 696 nt
Organism: Haemonchus placei
Lineage: Eukaryota; Metazoa; Nematoda; Chromadorea; Rhabditida; Trichostrongylidae
Source: the annotation of a GenBank genome assembly
AUGGUGUCUCAAUGGUCCCCUAUUCUUGACGGAAUCGAAUGGUAUGGCAACGCUGAUGAAACCGCAGGAGCGGCUGAUCGCCUUAGGUGGAGAAGAUGUACACAGGCCGACACCAACAGUACGCAGAACGUCGUCGCAGGACCCGUCGUCUACCGUCGGUCGGCAAUGGCAUUUCGCAACGACGUCGUGAAUAUGAAAAGCGAGCCCAUCGUGCCUUCAGCACAAGGGACGGCAGGCCAUCCACCAGUCGUGAGCAUCCAUCACAAGGAAGAAGCAUUGAUGUCAAGUCAUUUGCCGGUCAAUGAGUUUGAGAAAUCGGAGCCCGUUGCUUCACAGCAUCGGAAAGUCGUGUCCACGUACACUACAUAUGAGUGCACACGAUUCGUUAGUCAAGUGGUUGGUUGUCCGAGGAAGUUGGUCGAGUCAGUGGUCAACGAGUCGAGUGGUCAAGGACGACGAUUGCUCGUGGGCAAGAUGGUGUUGGUCGAUGUCGAGUUCGGUCGUUGGAAGUUUCAGAAGCCGCGGUCGCGUCAACGUCAUCGAGUUCAAUGUCAACGUCAGAGUCAACAUCGUGUCAUCAAUGCAAGCAGUCAAGUGGUCAGCAGUUGGUCGUCGAUUGUAGACAGCGAAGGCAGCGACAAUUCAGGUCAUCCAUCGUGUAGCAGUCAUGUUCUACGCUUGAUUUUUCCUCUUUAA